AUGGGUUUCAACAAUGGUACAUUAUUAUCAGCAAAAUGGAUUAAAUAUCAAUUUGAUGUGGUUAUUUGUUUAGAAGACGGCUUGAUUAUUGAAUAUGACCAAGAAAAUAGAUCUUUAAUACAGAAAAGACAUGAUCAUAUAACUUUAUAUUUUUCAGAUGGGAAUAUUUUAGGAGAUUUAGGUGGCAAUUUACACGUUAAAUUUGAAGUAAGAGGCCUUUCUAUUGUGUUAGAUCAAAUAAAUGGCAUAACUGCAGUUUGGAAUGACUGCGGACUAUUUUCACUAAGGUCAAAUGAUAACGAAGUAAUUCUUAACUUAGAUAAUCCUGUAAUGUUAAAAAAUGAGGACAAUUCUAUUGAAUGGUUUAUAUAUGGAAAGCCCAGUCAACUUGGGAUAGUAUUUGAGAUGAAUAUAGAAAACGAAAAAAACAUAUGCGUGUUUAACGAUGAUAUGGUCGAUAAUAUAUACAUAGAAAUAAAUAUCGAUGAUCCUGAAAUAUAUUAUUCAAAUGUCAAAUUAAGUAGAGGUAGUGAUCAUACUUUAUUAUUAAAAAAUCAUGAUCUGGUUGUGGCAUCAGAGAAGUUAUUAAAAAGUUGGAUGAAAACAUUCCAAUUGCCAUGGGAAAUCAUGAAAGGAAGAGUUAUACUAUUCAACAAAGAAAUGGUAGAAACUUUAAAAUAUUUAAAACCAAUCGAAAGUCUUUUUGCAGGAUUAUAUAUAAGUGAUACUCAGGCAAUUAAAUCCGCCAUUCGCGACAUCACUAUUGCUUUACCAUUAGUUCGAUCUUUUUCUUCUCAUUAUACUAGUAAACGAAGCAUGACUAAACUUUUGUUGAUGUGUAUCAAUCAAAUAGUAUUAAGUUGUAUAAAUUAUUUAACUAACAACAAAACUACUACAAUAUGGAAUCAAUCCAAAUUACUUAUGAUUAAAAAGUUGAAUGAUUGUAUUAAUUUGUACGAUGAAGUAUUGAAAAGUUAUAAUGAUAUGAGAAACAAAACUAAAAGUGAUAACCGUGAAGAGCUUAUUUUUUCACAUGAAACAUCCCUCGAAAAACUUUAUUUAUUUGUCAAUAGAAUGGCAAAGAUAAAAAAUGUAAUUGAAACUUAUAGACGUUAUAUGGUAUUAAGUUUGUCAAAAAUUUCAGGAAUCAAUCAAAUUUUUGAAAAAUUUAAAAAUACUUAUACAAGUUUUACGAAAAUUUCUUAUGACAUAUUUCAAGUAGAGGACAAUACUUUCGAUAACGACUGUGCAAUUUUCCACAAUAAUAUAAAAGAAUGUGAAGAUGAUUUUUCAAAAAAUAUUUAUUCUUUGUAUAGAGCUAAACCACCAAUUGCGUGGAAUAUGCCAAUGAUAACUGGGCAGAUGAUUUGGAUUGCGUCAAUUCAUACUAAAAUUGAAAAACCUAUGAAUUUUUUUUUGACCAAAAGUCCUAAUUUAUGGAAUAAUCUACGGUAUGUUAGGAUAAUUAAAUCAUAUAACUCAUUUUGUUUUGCUCUGAGAAUUCAUGAAUUACUUUUAUAUUCAAGAUGGUAUAAAAUAGCAAAUAAAUUAAAAGAUUCAAAAAAUAUUCCUCUUUUGAUAAGAGAUCCUAAAACAAGAAGAUAUUACUGCACAUUUUCAAGAUUCCUAAUAGAAACUUUAAAUGAGUCGUAUCAUAUGCUCUAUAGACAACUAACUAUACCAGAACGUCUACAGUUCCUUAUUCAGCGUAAAGAUAUAAUUUAUCAAAGACACGCUUAUGCUGAUUCUUUAGUCAAACGAUAUAACCGUAUGAGAAAUAUGAUUCCACCUGUAUUUCGAAAUCUUAUCAAUUUUGAAUUUAUGAAAUUAGAUAAAAGUUUAUUUCCUAUGAUGUCAGUUGUUACGUGGUCAUCAUAUUCGGCUAUGGAUAUAAUGCUCGACAUAACAAAAAAAUUUGAUUGUACAGAAAAGUAUUCCAAAUGGUUAUUAAAUGAUUAUAUCAGGUUACCUAGUGAGGCAAAAAUUAUAAAUGAAUUAGAAAAUAUUAAUGCAAAGCACCAAGAAGAAAUUAUUAAAAAAAUUGAAAAGUUUUCAAAAUCAGCAGAAAUUAUUUUCCACCAAUUGAUGAAUACAAUUUUAUCAAGAAUAAUUAAUCUUAGUGAUGAAAAAUACGAAUGGUUUGAUAUUGAAGAAGGCCUUAAACCUGUAACUGAAUCUGAUGGGCCACCAACAUUUGAUUCAUUUAAGGAAGAAUCCUAUCCACCUGCAGCUCAUCCUAAGAUAAAACAAGUUCAAGAUUGGUGCAUGAUUAUUUUCAAACGAGUAAAUCACCCUGAGUGGACAGCAAUUAUAAAAGUAAAAUUAACUUUAUAUCCAACUCAACCUACUUAUACACUUGAACUUACACCAACAUGGUCUGAAGUUAAACAAACAAUCGAUAGAAUAACUACGGACGCAUUAAAGUUGUCUGAAAAACUCACUCGAUGGGGGUUUAAUAAUAUUAUUCAUAGAAAAUAUAACUACAAAUUUCGAAAUGUAUGGGUUAAUAGUGCUGAAAAAGAAGUUAAAAUUAAUGAUUUUUUAAAGACAACAAACAAACUAGCUGAUAUACGAGCACAGUUUGAAGACAUAGCUGUGAAGGAAAAUGAAAUAAAUAAAGAGCCCGAAUUCGUUACAAUCGGCCCAUUAGAAAUAGAACUAGAUGAGUUUAAGGUUAUUUUACUAAACGAGGUAAAAGAAUGGCAGAAUUUAUUGACUGACGCUGUGUUAAGAACGUUUCGAGACAAAUUGAAAAUUCUUUGUAAAUAUGUCGAAGAAAACUAUACAUUACUAGCAAUGCCUAUAAAUGAACUAGAUGAUGUUAGAAGAGUAAUUUCGUGCCUUGAAGAUGUAGAGAAAAAUUUUGUUACUGUUGACCGAGAUGUUGCAGAAAUUAAAAAUGUAUUUGAACUAUUAAAUACAUUUAAAGCAACAAUAUUGCAAGAAGAUGAAAAAAGGUUGACUUUACUAACAGAAACAUAUGAAAAAUUGAAAAUCAAAACGUGUGAAGUUCCACAAAGACUUGUAAAUAUUUAUGUACCUAUGAGAAUGGAACUGAAAUUGGGUAUUAAACGAUUAAAAUCUGAUAUUUUUAUAUAUGAUACUCAAUUUAAUGAAAAGGGGCCAAUGGUUAGUGGAUUAACACCAUCAGAAGCCAGUGAAAGGGUUAUUAUAUUCCAAGAUAAAUUCGAUGAGUUAGUUGUAUUAAUGGAUCGUUAUCAAGAAGGAGAACGAUUAUUUGGAGUAAAAAUCACUGAGUAUCCUUCUCUAACGGAAAAAAAACGGAUAUUUAAUUUAUUACAAAAACUUUAUGGUUUAUACGUUUUGGUUAAUCAUUCUAUGGAUACAUGGUUAAAUACUACAUGGAGUCGAUUACGUAUUGACGAUAUAAGUGAAAAACUAGCUGAGUAUUCCAAUAGAUGUCGCAAACUCCCAAAAGGAUUAACCGAAUGGCCAGCAUACUUAGAAUUGAAAAAAAAAAUAGACAAUUGGUCACUGAUUAUUCCUUUGGUAGAAAUGAUGAUUAAAAACUCUCUUAAAGAAAGACAUUGGACAAUGAUCGAAAAAGUGACAAAUACACCUCUUCCAAUUGAUAAUUCAGAUUUUAUGCUUAAAAAUAUAAUGAAUGCGCCAUUAAUUGUUAAUAAAGAUGAAAUUGAAGACAUAUGUCAAACUGCCAUAAAAGAAAUGGAUAUUGAAGCAAAGUUAAGACAGGUUAUAUCUGAUUGGUCUACUAUUAACGUGGAACUAACUACGUUUAAAAGUAGAGGAUUCUUAUUAGUUAAAGGCCAAGAACUAGCAGAAGUAGUAGCACUUCUAGAAGACAGUCAAAUGGUCAUGAGUUCACUAGCAACAAAUAGGUACAAUGUUGCAUUCAAAACAGAAAUUUCGGAUUGGGUGAGAAAAUUUGCAAUAACAGGUCAAGUAUUAGAAAAUUGGAUAAUAGUGCAAAAUUUAUGGACAUAUUUGGAAGCAGUUUUCGUUGGAGGUGAUAUAGCUAAACAACUUCCAUUAGAAACAAAACGUUUCAGCAAUAUAGACAAACUAUGGGUACAAAUUAUGACAAGAGCAAAGUUCACUGAGAAUGUUAUUGAAAUUUGUACAGGUGACGAUUCGAUGGAAAUUUUAUUGCCUUAUUUAAAGGAACAGUUGGAACUAUGUCAAAAAUCUUUGGCGGGAUAUUUGGAUCAGAAGAGAAAUAUUUUUCCAAGAUUUUAUUUUGUUUCUGAUCCUGUGCUAUUGGAAAUUCUUGGUCAAGCUUCAAACUCUCAUGCCAUAGAACCUCAUUUAUUAAGUCUAUUUGAUAAUAUUGCAAAACUGACAUUUAAUCCACUAGAAUAUGAUAAGGCCCUAGAAAUGAUUUCUAAAGAAGGGGAAGGCAUUCCUUUUGAACAUCCUGUUAUGUGUAUAGGAGGUGUAGAAAAUUGGCUAAACACGUUACUUAUUGAGUCAAAAAAUACAGUCAAUCAAGUAAUGUCAAAUGUGGCAGCAUAUAUGACAAAUCCAGAUUUUUCACUAUUAACCAUGGUUAAUACGUUCCCAUCUCAAAUGGGUCUAGUUGGUAUACAAAUGUUGUGGACUUAUUAUACUGAAAAUGCUAUCAGCAAUGCUUUACUUAAAAAAACUAUAAUGAAACAAACAAAUGAUUACUUUAUCGUGUUAUUAAACACACUAAUUGAUUGCACAACAUUAAAUUUAACAAAAAUGGAACGAGUUAAAUACGAAACAUUAAUAACAAUUCAUGUCCACCAAAGAGAUAUUUUUGAAACAUUGUAUCGUAUGAAAGUUUCAAGUUUAACUGAUUUUGAGUGGUUAAAGCAAGAACGUUUUUAUUUUAAUUUAGAAGUCGAUCAGUGUGAAGUUCGAAUAACUGAUGUAACAUUUAUUUACCAAAAUGAAUUUUUAGGAUGCUCAGAUAGACUUGUAAUUACACCCCUUACUGAUCGUUGUUACAUAACAUUGGCUCAAGGAAUAGGAAUGAAUAUGGGAGGAGCGCCUGCUGGACCAGCUGGGACAGGAAAAACAGAAACUACUAAAGAUAUGGGUAAAUCACUUGGUAAAUAUGUAGUGGUAUUCAAUUGUUCAGAUCAAAUGGAUUUUCGAGGACUUGGUCGUAUAUUCAAAGGCCUAGUACAAUCAGGAACGUGGGGAUGUUUCGAUGAAUUUAAUCGUAUAGAAUUGCCAGUAUUAUCAGUAGCUGCUCAACAAAUAUAUCUAGUAUUUUCUGCACGAAGAGAUAAAAAAUCAACAUUUUUAUUCAGCGAUGGUGACAUUAUUCCAAUGAAUCCAGAAUUUGCUAUAUUUCUUACUAUGAACCCUGGUUAUGCUGGAAGACAAGAAUUACCGGAAAAUUUAAAAGUUCUCUUCAGAAGUGUUGCAAUGAUGGUUCCAGAUCGCUUAAUCAUUAUACGUGUAAAAAUGGCAGCGGCUGGUUUUAAAAACAAUAUAGUUUUAUCGAAAAAAUUUUUCAUUUUAUAUCAACUUUGCGAAGAACAAUUAAGUAAACAAGUACAUUACGAUUUUGGUUUAAGAAAUAUAUUAGCAGUUUUACGUACUCUUGGUACUCAGCGAAGAGGCAAUCUAAAUGACUCUGAAGAAACAAUAUUGAUGAGAGUUUUAAGAGAUAUGAAUGUUUCUAAAUUAGUUGAUCAAGAUGCUGCAAUUUUUAUGUCACUUAUUGAAGACCUGUUUGUUGGACUAAAAUUAACAACAUCAACUUAUAAAGACUUGCAAGCUAGUAUAAAUAAAUCAUGUAAUGAGUUUUUAUUUGUCAAUGAUUCUACGUGGAACCUUAAAAUAAUACAAGUUUACGAAACAUCCUUGGUGCGACAUGGAUUAAUGAUACUAGGACCAACUGGAGCGGGAAAAACUGCUGCUAUUCAUACACUAUUAGCCGCAUUAACGAAAAAUGGUUUACCUCAUUUUGAAUAUCGUAUGAAUCCUAAAGCUAUUACUGCACCUCAAAUGUUUGGAAGAUUAGAUGUAGCUACAAAUGAUUGGACAGAUGGAAUAUUUUCUACACUUUGGAGAAAAACUUUAAAAUUAGAACCUGGUGAAUUUUGUUGGAUUGUUUUGGAUGGACCAGUAGAUGCAGUUUGGAUUGAAAAUUUAAACUCUGUCUUAGAUGAUAACAAGACUUUAACGCUAGCAAAUGGUGACAGAAUUGUAAUGGCAUCAAAUGCAAAACUUGCUUUUGAACCAGAUAAUGUAGAUAAUGCAUCACCAGCAACAAUAUCUAGAAUGGGAAUGACUUAUUUUUCAUCAACUGUUUUAUCAUGGAAAAUUAUUUUUCAAGGUUGGGGUAAAAAAAGAUCUAAACAUGAAUUCGAUUGUCUUCAACAUCUUUUUGAUAAUUCUUACGAUGGUUUAUUAAAAGUACUUAAUUCGAAACUUACUGCUAAAAUGACAUUGUUAGAAGCACAUUACAUACAUCAAACUUGCGAUUUACUUGAUGGUUUAUUGAGCAUGUUCAACAUAACAACUGAUUUAUCAGAAAAUACCAUUUCACGAUUGUAUACUUUUUCAAUUAUGUGGAGUUUAGCAGCAGUAUUAGAAUCAUUAAAUCGUCAAUUAUUAGAAGAUUAUAUUUUAAAAGAUAUGAAAGGAAUAAUGAGCGUGCCAAAACUUAAGGAAGGUGAAACAAUUUAUGAGUAUACAGUGUCCAAAAAUGGUGAAUGGAUGCAUUGGAGUUCAUUAGUUGAUGAAUAUAUGUAUCCUCGUGACUAUACACCUUCUUAUGGAGACAUUUUGGUUCCGAAUUUGGAUAAUGUUCGAGCAAUGUUUUUAAUUUCAUUAAUUGCAAACCAAGAAAAAAAUGUUUUACUUAUUGGUGAACAGGGAACAGCCAAAACAGUAAUGAUCAAAAGUUUUAUGCAAGAAUUUGAUCAAGAAAAAAGACUGAGCAAAAUGCUUAAUUUCUCCUCCGCUACUACACCGAAUAUGUUCCAGAACACAAUUGAAGGCUAUAUGGAAAAAAGGUUUGGUACAACAUAUGGUCCUCCGGGUAAUCGAAAAAUGUCUGUAUUUAUUGAUGAUAUAAAUAUGCCAAUUAUAAACGAUUGGGGAGAUCAAGUUACAAAUGAAAUUACUCGACAAUUAUUGGAAGGUGGAGGAUUUUAUUCAUUGGUUAAACCAGGAGAAUUUAUAAAUAUAGUUGGAGUAAAUAUGUUAGCAGCUAUGAUUCAUCCAGGUGGUGGUCGAAAUGAUAUCCCACCUAGAUUAAAGAGACAGUUUUGUAUAUUUAAUUGUACCUUACCAUCAGACACGUCAAUGGAUAAAAUAUUUGGAACGUUGGGAAGUGGCUAUUUUUGUAAAGAACGUUUUGAAGAGCAAAUUGUACAAUUUGUUCCAAAGCUUGUACCUCUAACACGAUUAGUAUGGCAAAAAACUAAAAUAAAAUUACUACCAACCCCAGCCAAUUUUCAUUAUGUGUUUAAUUUACGUGACUUAUCACGUAUAUGGGAAGGCAUGUUACAAAUUGGUAUUUCCGAAUGUCCUAAUGUUCAAGUAUUAUUGAAAUUAUGGUGCCACGAACUUUUGCGAGUAGUAUAUGACAAGCUCACAAACGCAGCAGAUAAAGAAUGGUUUUUUAGUAAUUUGUUAACUACCACGCGAGAUUAUUUAAAUAAUGAAGACUUUAAAUUGUUUCCAUCAGACAUUAACAAAACAGUUUUUGUUGACUUUUUACGUGAUAUGCCUGAACCUACAGGUGAUGAACCUGAUGAUUUUGUUUUCGAAGAUCCAAAAGUUUAUGAAGAAAUAGAAGACUUUGUUACUCUUGAGGCUAGAGUGCUUAUGUACAUGACACAAAUGAAUGAAGUAAUACGAGGAUCUAAUAUGGACUUAGUAUUUUUCCGCGAUUGCAUGGUGCAUCUAGUUAUCAUAUCACGAAUUUUAAGAAUACCACGUGGAAAUGCCUUACUUGUAGGCGUUGGAGGUUCAGGGAGAAGAUCAGUCACAUCUUUAGCUUCAUUUAUUGCUGGAUAUUUCCAGCAUAAAAUAUUCAUGACUAGAACAUAUAACGUGAACAACUUUUUGGAUGAUAUAAGAUUACUUUAUAGAAAAGCAGGGUUUGAAGAUAAAAAGACCACUUUUGUGUUUACUGAUAACGACAUAAAAGAAGAAGCUUUCUUAGAAUACCUAAAUAAUAUUUUAAGUUCUGGAGAAGUAGCUAAUUUAUUUGCAAAAGAUGAACUUGAAGAAAUGCUAAGUACACUGACUCCAACAUUUAGAAAAAAAAAUCCAAAAGGCAUUCCAACUUUGGACAAUUUGUAUGAAUUUUUCAUUAAACAAGCAACACAAAAUUUGCAUGUUGUGCUUUGUUUUUCACCGAUAGGUGAAAGUUUUCGAUUACGUGCAUUGAAAUUUCCUGGUAUUAUAUCUGGUUGUAUCAUUGAUUGGUAUACAUCUUGGCCGUUAGAAGCUUUACACGCAGUAUCUCAUCACUUUUUAAAGGACUUCAACAUUGUUGGUACAAACAUGGAAAAAAAUUCUUUAAUACAAAUGUUAGGUGAAAUACAUAAUAAUGUUACUAAAGAUUGCAUUAAUUAUCAGCAAAGGUUUCGGCGACAAAUUUAUGUCACUCCCAAGUCAUUUCUAUCAUUUAUUGAUGGUUAUAAAAAUUUAUAUAAAGAAAACGUUGAACAAAUUGAAAAUAUGAAAGUACAAAGAGUACUGGGGUUAGAAAAACUUGCUGACGCCUCACUACAAGUUGAAGUAUUAAAACUAGAAUUGGUCGAAAAAGAAAAAGAAAUAGCAGUUGCGAAUGCUGCUUGUAACGAAGUUACAACUAAAGUCAAUAAAGUAGUAGAAAUAGCAGAAAAAAGUAAAGCUGAAGUAGUAAUUGUCAAGGAUAAGGCUGAGCAAUUACUAAAAGUUAUAUCUAAAGAAAAAAAAAUUGCUGAAGGAAAACUUGCCAAAGCUAAACCAGCUUUAGACGCAGCUGAAGCAGCUUUAAACACUAUAGAGCAAAAAGAUAUAGCUACAGUCAGAUCAUUAAAAAAGCCUCCAAUUUUAAUUACAUUAAUUAUGGACUGUGUACUUAUAUUAUUUAAACGCCCGCUUGUACCAGUAACAAUAGAUCGAUCGAUAAAUUUUUUGUCAAAUUCUUAUGAAUACGAGUCUAAAAAAUUUAUGGGUGAAGGACGAUUUUUAGAAAAAUUGAAAAAUUUUCCCAAAGAUCAAAUAAAUGGAGAAUUAAUUGACUUAAUGCAAACUUAUUUUAAAUACCCCGAUUAUACAUUAGAAAAUGCAAAUAAAGCAUGUGGAGAUGUUGCUGGAUUAAUUAGCUGGACGAAGGCAAUGGCUGAAUUUUAUAAAGUUAAUACAGAAGUUUUACCUUUGAAGAUGAAUCUUGCAAAGCAAGAAGCUAAACACAAUAAAGCUAAAGAAGAGCUACGGGAAGCUGAGGCUAUUGCUGCAGAGAAAAACAGAGAAUUAAUGGAAGCAAAAAGAAAACUUAAGAUUGCUUUAGACUCACAAGGAGAAGUUCAAGCAGAAGCUGAUAAAUGUAAAAACAAAAUGAUGUCAGCAACUGCUUUAAUUGAUGGACUAGUAGGCGAAAGAAAAAGAUGGACUCAACAAUUAGCUGGUUUCAAUGUAGAAAUUAAAAAACUAUUGGGUGAUAUUGUAAUAUUAACUGGAUUUCUAUCCUAUUCGGGUCCAUUUAAUCAAGAAUAUCGGACACAUAUUAUACAAUCGUGGUACAAUCAACUACAUGAAAAAAAUAUCCCAAAUACAGUUGAUUUAAGCAUAAUUGACAAAUUAGUAGAUCCUCCUACAAUAAGUGAAUGGAAUCUUCAAGGCUUGCCUAAUGAUGAAUUAUCUACUCAAAAUGGUAUAAUUGUAACACAAUCACCAAAAUAUCCUGUAUUAAUUGAUCCACAAAGUCAAGGAUUAGCAUGGAUAAAAAAUAAGGAAUUAGUUAAUCAAAUGAAAGUUACUUCAUUCGAUAAUAAGUAUUUUAGAAACCAUUUAGAGGAUUGUGUAUCCUUAGGGAAACCUUUACUAAUACAGGACAUUUUACAAGACGUAGAUCCAGUGCUAGAAAAUGUUUUAGAAAAAAACUAUUUUAAAGUAGGUAGAAACUUAAAAGUAUCACUUGGAGAUAAAGAAGUUGAUAUACAUGAAAGUUUUCGUAUGUACAUAACAACAAAGCUUAGUAAUCCAUCUUACUCGCCAGAACUUUAUGCUCGAUGCUCUAUAAUUGAUUUCACUGUAACACUUAGAGGAUUGGAAGAUCAAUUGUUAAGCAGAGUCAUUGAAACCGAAAAAAGAGAGUUGGAAUUGGAACGAGUUGAACUUAUUGCUGAAGUGACUUCACAAAAACGUAAAAUGCAAAAACUUGAAUAUGAUUUGCUUGUCAAAUUAACCACAGUAAAGGGAUCUCUAGUAGACGAUGAAUCUGUUUUAUAUACACUUAACAAGACUAAAGAUACUGCUGCAGAUGUCAACGAAAAAAUUAAAAUUGCUACACAAACACAAGCUUCAAUUAAUUUAGUACGUGAAGAAUACCGACCAAUUGCUACUAGAGGAUCAGUUCUAUAUUUUUUAAUUGUUGAAAUGGGAAUGAUAAAUUCCAUGUAUCAAAAUUCUUUGCAACAAUUUAUUGAACGUUUUGAUUUAUCUCUUAUGAAGUCAGAAGCUUCACUUAUAUUAAGUAGACGAAUAUCUAAUAUAAUAAAAACAAUGACAUAUGAUAUAUUUAAAUACAAGUGUCGAGGUUUAUAUGAAAAAGAUAAAACGUUGUUCACAGUCAUCAUGACACUUAAAAUUGAUAUGGAACAACAAAAUAUAACAAAAGAUCAGUUUGAAUAUUUUAUCAAAGGAGGUGCUUCAAUUGAUUUGAAUUCUAUAAAACCAAAACCUUUUGCCUGGAUUACUGAUAUAUGUUGGAUGAACUUAGGGUUAUUACAAACUAUAUCUCCAUUUCAAGAAAUAUUGAAUAUUGUCUCACAAAAUGAAAAACAAUGGAAAACUUGGUACGAAAAAAGUACACCCGAAAAAGAAGUUAUCCCCAAUGGUUUGGAUAAACUUAGUCAAUUCGAAAGAUUAUUGAUUGUAAGAGCUUGGUGUCCAGAUAGAACAUUGAAUCAGGCUUUUGCUUAUAUUGAAGAAUCUCUUGGUCCUAAGUUUGUCGAAUCAAUAAUGUUUGAUAUUGAAGAAAUGUACCUCGAGUCAAGAAACACAACACCACUCAUUUGUUUCUUAAGUAUGGGUUCAGACCCUAGUAAUUUAAUUGAAAAUACUGCUAAAAAGUUAGAAAUUCCAUUCCGAUCUAUAUCAAUGGGACAAGGGCAAGAAAUACAUGCUAGAGUAUUAAUGGAAAAUUGUAACAUUAACGGAGGAUGGGUUUUGCUACAAAAUUGUCAUCUUUGUUUAGACUAUAUGCAAGAAACAUAUGUAUACUUAAUAACAAGAGCUGCAACAACACAACAUGAAAAUUUUAGAGUUUGGAUUACAACAGAACCGCAUCCUAAAUUCCCAAUCUCAUUACUACAAAUAGCAGUUCAUUAUACAUAUGAGCCCCCUGAAGGAUUACGAGCUGGUCUAAAAAGAACAUAUAAUAAUAUGGGACAAGAUAUAUUUGAUUAUUCAAGUGUACCUCAAUACAGAUCAAUCCUAUACGCCAUAUCUUUUCUACAUUCUGUUGUUCAAGAACGUAGGAAGUUCGGACCUAUUGGCUGGAAUAUCCCAUAUGAAUUCAAUACUUCAGAUUGGUAUUCUUCAACGUUAUACUUACAAAAAAUGGUUGAUGAAAUGACUAUUAACUCUCCAGUAAAUUGGGUAUCUUUAAGAUAUAUGUUGGCUGAAGUUCAUUAUGGUGGAAGGGUAACUGAUGACUAUGAUCGAAGGCUACUUAAUAAUUUCACAGUCAUGUGGUUUGUAGAUAAAAUAUUUGACGACCAGUUUAAUUUCUAUAAAAAUUAUAACAUUUUACAUUUCAAAAAAUUAUCACAUUACUUAACAGCGAUUGAAAAUAUGUCAUUGAAAGAUCCGCCACAAGCUUGUGGUCUCCAUCCCAAUGCAGAUAUCACAUAUCAAACAAAUAUAAUACAAAACAUGUUUGAUAAGAUAACAUUUAUCCAACCAAAAGGUUCUGGUGGAGAUGGAGAAUUUACAAGAGAAGAUAAAGUACUAUCAAUGACAAAUGAUAUAUUAAAGAAAUUACCAGCUACUUUUAACAUGUUUAAAGUAAAAGAAAGAUUAUCAAUCAUGGGAGCGACACAACCUAUGAAUAUUUUCUUAGGUCAAGAAAUUGAUCGAAUUCAGGUUGUUAUUGAUUUAGUUAGGAAUACAUUGGAGGAUCUGUUAUUAGCAAUUGAAGGGAUCAUCAUAAUGAACGAGGUCUUGUCUACCACUUUAGAUUUCCUUUAUGAUGGUCGUAUACCUACUCAUUGGAUAAGACCUUCUUGGACGUCAUCAUCUAUAAGUUUUUGGUUCAACGAAUUGCUUGAACGACAACUCCAAAUAUCUACAUGGAUUUUCAAAGAAAAACCAUCCAAAUUCUGGUUGACUGGUUUUUUUAAUCCACAAGGAUUUUUAACCGCUAUGAAGCAAGAAAUAUCAAGGGCUCACACCGGGUGGACUCUAGAUAAUAUGGUUCUUGAUAAUAGAGUCACAAUUUAUUCUAAAUACGAAAUUGGUAAACAACCAACUGAAGGUGUAUAUGUAUAUGGAUUAUUUUUGGAUGGGGCUAGUUGGAAUAAAAAAUCAAGUGUAUUACAAGAAUCCCUGCAUAAAAUACUAAUAACAGAAAUGCCAGUGAUUCAUAUUUAUGCAAUAAAUUUAACAAAACCUCGAACGUUAACCGGUUAUCAGUGUCCAGUUUAUAAAAAACCAAGAAGAACUGGUUUGUUUUACAUUUGCCAAUUAAACUUAAACACACCGCCUGAUCUUCAUGGAGAACAUUGGAUAUUAAGAGGCGUAGCAUUGUUAUGCGAUGUUAAAUAA
This is a messenger RNA of Daktulosphaira vitifoliae (grape phylloxera), 12951 nucleotides long. RefSeq names its product dynein axonemal heavy chain 8-like. The transcript has 45 exons. Bases 1 to 12951 code for a protein of 4316 amino acids. Lineage: Eukaryota; Metazoa; Arthropoda; Insecta; Hemiptera; Phylloxeridae. The record is from RefSeq and is a predicted model, not a curated record. Gene Ontology annotation, cellular component: dynein complex. Gene Ontology annotation, biological process: microtubule-based movement. Gene Ontology annotation, molecular function: dynein light intermediate chain binding; dynein intermediate chain binding; ATP hydrolysis activity.